GCGAGUUAUCGUCUGAAAGUGACGUCACGAUUCCCACAUUGUCGGCACUUCUUUCCUCAUGAAUUUAAUGAAAUAGUGAUAUUUAUAGUUUACUAAAGAAAAAUGUCCAGGUUUUUCAAAGGUUCUGACUCAGAGUCAGACAGUUCAUCCUCAGAUUCGGAGGUUAAUGUUCCUCGCCCAGGGGCUUCAACAGCAAGACCAGUAGCAUAUGCCUUUAGUGAUGAUGAGGAUGAACCUAAACGUAUAGUACGAAGUGCAAAAGAUAAAAGGUUUGAUGAACUGAGAGAAAUCAUCAAGAAAAUGGGAAACCAUAAGAAAAUUAAGGAUAUGGCUAGUGUAUUAACAGAUUUUGAGGAGCUGGGAAAAGCCUAUGACAAAUCAAAGAAAGUCAUUGAAAAAGAAAACCAGAUUCCACGAUUCUUUCUAAGGUGUUUGGUGGAACUUGAAGAUUUUGUCAGUGAGUGUUGGGAGGACAGAGAAGGAAGGAAACAGAUGAGCAAGAACAAUGCUAAAGGUCUAACUACCCUGAGACAAAAACUAAAGAAAUACAACAGAGACUUUGAAUCAGAUAUCGCAACAUACAGAGAGAAUCCAGAUGAGGGUGAAGAAGAAGAAGCAGUGGAUUCCGAAGAAGAGAAAUCAGAAGAAGAAGCCCGUGAGGAUUUCACCAAAAUGAAAGCAGCAAAGGAGGAGAGCAGACCUUCCAAAAAGGUGACCUAUGAUGAUGACGAUGAUGACGACGAUGACAUUGACUGGGAGAUGAGUUCCGACAGCUCCAGCUCAGAGAGUGAUGGAGGAGAGGGACCAGGGACCACAGUCUACACAGCCGCCAUGUUCUUGAAAAAACAACCAGGAGAGGAGAAGAAAGAAAAGAAGGAAAAGAAAGAGAAACGAGUGAAGAAGAAGAGGGAAGAGGAUGAAGGGGGUGAAUGGGAGGAGGUCACCAAGGGGGCACCCAUGAUUAAGGAAGCACCCAAAAUGUUUGCCAAGGACACAGAAGUGAACCACGAAGCAGUCAUAAAGAAAUUGAACGAAAUCAUCUCAGCUAGAGGAAAGAAGGGUACAGACAGGAACGAGCAGAUUGCACUGCUGAAAGAACUUCAGAGCAUUUCAAAUGCCAACAAUCUCGGACCAGCAAUUUCCAUGAAGAUCAUGUUCCACAUAAUUUCAGCUAUCUAUGAUUACAAUCCCAACAUUGCCACCUGCAUGAGAUCUGAAAUGUGGGAAAAGUGUCUUGCAGGAGUUAGUGAGUUACUAGAUAUGGUAGAGGCCAACCCAGACAUCAACAUUGGAGAGAAUAUUUUGGAGGAGAGUGAGAAUGUUACUACUCCACCCUACAGAGUCAGGGGAUGCGUUUUAACCAUUGUAGAGAGGAUGGACGAAGAAUUUACAAAAAUGUUACAAGCGUGUGAUGCUCAUAGUACUGAAUAUGUAGACAGAUUGAAGGAUGAGAAAGAAGUAUGUGUAAUUUUAGAUCGUCUCCAGACUUACCUUGUUCCAAGAGGUACCACAGAGGAAAUCUGUCGGGUUUACCUCAGAAGGAUAGAACACAUGUAUUACAAGUUUGACCCAGAAGCAUAUGAUAACCCUAAGCUGGAGAAUAAAUCAUUCAAAGACAUGGAGGAGAUGUGUAAAUUUAUUUAUGCCAAGGAUCUGACUGACCGUCUGCGGACUCGCUCCAUGCUUUGUCAGAUAUACCACCAGGCUCUCCACGACCGGUGGUACCAGGCCCGCGACCUGAUGCUUAUGUCUCACCUCCAGGACACCAUCCAGCACUCGGAUGUUCCUACUCAGAUUCUCUACAACAGGACAAUGGUGCAAUUAGGUUUGUGUGCAUUCAGAAAAGGAAAUAUUAGAGAUGCUCACAAUGCUUUAGUGGACAUUCAGAGUGGUGGAAGAGCCAAGGAACUUUUGGCACAGGGUUUAUUGCUCCAACGUCAGCACGAGAGAACACCAGAACAGGAGAAGAUUGAGAAGCGUCGUCUGCUUCCCUAUCACAUGCACAUCAACCUAGAGCUACUGGAAUGUGUCUACCUUGUGUCAGCCAUGUUGAUCGAAGUUCCUUAUAUGGCAGCCCAUGAGAUGGAUGCCAGGCGAAGAAUGAUCAGUAAGAACUUCCACCAUGUGAUGAGAAUGAGCGAGCGCCAGGCUUUGACUGGUCCCCCUGAGAGUAUGAGGGAGCACGUGGUGGCCGCCUCCAAGGCCAUGAAGACUGGAAACUGGAAAGAGUGCAAGAACUACAUCAUCAAUGAGAAGAUGAAUGCCAAGGUAUGGGAGCUGUUCUACAAGAGUGAGACUGUACAGGAAAUGGUGACUAGCAAGAUUCAGGAGGAGAGUCUACGGACAUACUUGUUCACAUACAGCAGCGUGUACGACUCACUGAGUCUCGAGACGCUGGCCGAGAUGUUUGAGAUCGACCAGGGUGUUGUUCACUCCAUCAUCAGUAAGAUGAUCAUCAAUGAAGAACUCAUGGCCUCCCUGGAUGAGCCCACCCACACUGUGGUGAUGCACCGUACCGAGCCCACACGUCUCCAGUCCCUUGCCCUCCAGCUCUCCGAGAAAGUCUCCUCUCUGGUCGACAACAACGAGAGAAUCAUGGAACUCAAGCAAGGCAACCUGUUCUUUCAGAAGUCAGGGGGCAACAAGAUCGUUUCCAAGGUAAUUACCAGCAAAACAGGAAUCAAAAUUGGCAAGAUAGAAGAAAUCAACGUCAAAAUUAUUCACAGCAAAGCCAUCGCCAGCAGUUUAAGUCUUCGAACAACUGUCAAAAUCAGAGCACUGGAAGAAAACAUAAUUUCUUUAGAUUUUUCUGACCUGAACAUCAAAGAGAGUAUUGGUUCUACUGAUCUAACAAUAUUAGAAAGCCAAGUAUCAGGAAGUCUACAGGAGCCAUGCUUACCAAAUGAGAGUGUUAGGGAUUCUCUAAAAUGUUUAGAAUUACAAAAUGCCAAUGUGGAGUCUUUGCUGAAACAACAGACAAUAUUUACUACAGUGUCUUUGUUUUGCUCUUUAAGGAAAAUAUCAGGAGGGAAACAAGGAGUUGAAUUAGUAGGAAAGUCAGAUCUUCCAAUUGGAGCUGGACUGGGAUCCUCGGCUAGCUUUUCAUCAUGUUUGGCUGCAGGAUUUUUGACUCUCUUUGAUUUCAUUCAAACUCCAGAAUGUUCAGAAAAUGGAUCAAACAAAAGGAUUUGGUCUAAACAAGAUUUAGAACUUAUAAAUAAGUGGGCCUACUUUGGAGAAAAAAUCAUUCAUGGAAACCCAUCAGGUGUAGAUAACUCUGUAGCCACAUUUGGUGGGGCCAUUCAUUUCCAGAGGGGAGAAAUAACACCUUUGCAAUGCAUUCCUAAGCUCAACAUACUUCUUAUCAAUACAAAAAUGCCUAGAUCUACAAAGAAGUUGGUUGGAUUAGUAAAAGAGAGAAAAGAAAAGAAUCCUGAGAUUUAUGAACCAAUACUUCAAUCCAUGGAUGAAAUCACAAAUGCAGUGAUGAAGGCUUAUGACCAAAUGUGUGAAAACUGUGAUGAUGUUACCAUGUCAAAGGCCUAUUCUGAUUUAGAGAAUCUCAUAGAUGUCAACCAGCACUUACUUCAAGCCCUAGGAGUGAGCCAUCCGACGUUAGAUGACAUUUGUCUUACCUGCUCUAGGGUAGGCUUCCAUGCCAAACUGACAGGGGCAGGUGGAGGUGGCUGCGCUUAUUGUGUAAUUAGGCCAGAUGUUUCAGAAGAAGCAAUUGAAUCUUUAAAAAAGGAGAUGAGGAAUAGAAACUUUGAAUGCUGGGAAUGCACACUUGGUGGACCAGGCGUAGCGUUGACAUCACCAUAGUGGGGAAGGGCAGAUUUAGGGCAGUGCAAUUUACCAUCUGGUUCUAUAGUAACAGAAUUGGGAAUUUUUUCACAAUAAAUGUCACGUUCAUGUACAUGUUGUGCUCAUUGAAGAACUGAUGGAUUCUGUUUAAGUGUUACUAGACCAUACAAGAUCGCUUGGAUGUUUCCUUGGAACAGUUUACACACAGUCCAGUUACCGGUACUUUGUGUUCACACUUCAAAAGUUUCUGAACAGUUCUCAGAAAUCAAUAGAAUUUUGUCGGGGCUUAGUUUUUAUGGAAUUUGUGUUUGCAUUUUUACCUCCUCAAAAAA
Molecule: messenger RNA, 4136 nt
Organism: Magallana angulata
Lineage: Eukaryota; Metazoa; Mollusca; Bivalvia; Ostreida; Ostreidae
Product: eukaryotic translation initiation factor 3 subunit C-like
Exons: 30
Coding region: 103-3822 (1239 amino acids)
Biological process (GO): isoprenoid biosynthetic process; translational initiation
Cellular component (GO): cytoplasm; eukaryotic translation initiation factor 3 complex
Molecular function (GO): translation initiation factor binding; mevalonate kinase activity; translation initiation factor activity
Source: RefSeq, a predicted model, not a curated record